AUGACGAACCGGGCUGACCCGUAUCCCAGAAAGAAGGUUGCCAUUGUCGGCAGUGGCUGCGCUGGAAUCGCGGCCCUGUGGGCACUGAACCGCAGCCCUCACGAUGUUUACAUGUAUGAGGCCAGUGGGCGCCUGGGUGGGCACACCCAAACGGUGGAGUUCACAAACGGGAAAUACAAAACGAUGGUCGACACUGGCUUCAUCGUCAUGAACUCGGCGACGUACCCAAACUUUCUCAAUUUCCUCAAGAGGAUUGGUGUCAAGACGGACCCCACUGAGAUGAGCUUCUCCGUAUCGAGGGAUCAAGGUCGCUUUGAGUGGGCAGGCUCGAGCUUAGAUGCCCUGUUCUGCCAGCGCGAGAACUUCCUCUCGCCGAGAAUGUGGCGCAUGCUUUUCGACAUUUUCCGGUUCAAUCAGUUUGCCCUGGAUGUUUUGAAGGCGAAGGAGCCGACCGAGGAGACGAUUGGGGAGUACCUGGACCGGGAAGGCUAUUCGAAUGCGUUCCGUGACAACUACCUCAUCCCCAUGGCGGCCGCUGUCUGGAGCACAAGCCCGGACAAGUGUGCGCUCGACUUCCCGGCAGUAACACUAGUCCGUUUCCUUUGGAACCAUCACCUGCUUUCGACCUUUGCCGCCCGGCCCGAGUGGCUGACCAUUUCCGCGGGGGCUAAGACGUACGUCGACAAGGUCAUGAGGGGCUUCCCCCCGAACCACCUGCGGCUCAACACGACUGUGACGGCACUUACCAACGAGGCCGACGGGCGUGUGCGGCUGCAUACCGAGGGCGGCAAUUCCGAGGUGUUCGACCACGUCAUCCUGGCAACCCAUGGCGACCAGGCGUACUCCAUCAUCCGCGACUCGGCAACCGAGGAAGAGAGGUCCAUUCUGAGCAACUUCCGCACCUCGCAGAACGUGGCGGUCCUGCAUUCAGACACCUCCCUGAUGCCCAAGUCGAAGAACGCCUGGUCAAGCUGGAACUACCUGACCAAGUCGGCAUCACCCAGCGGCAAGGGCAACAUCAACCAGGUGUGCCUGACGUACAACAUGAACAGGCUGCAGCACAUCCCGCGCGACGCGUUCGGCAACGUCCUGGUGACGCUCAACCCGCUCCACGAGCCGGACCCGAAGACGGUCCAGGGGUGGUACAGCUACCGGCACGCCCUCUACAACCCGGGCACCGUCCGCGCGCAGCAGCACCUCGACACGAUCCAGAACACGCGCGGCAUCAGCUACGCCGGCGCGUGGACCAAGUACGGCUUCCACGAGGACGGCUUCAGCAGCGGGCUGCGCGUGGCGGUCGAGCACCUCGGCGCGACCAUCCCGUUCGAGUUCAAGGACUCGACCUGCAGCCGCGGGGAGAAGCCCAGGCUGACGCUCGUGGACUAUCUUCUCAGGUUGCUGAUCGCACUUGUGCAGAUGUUUAUCAUCGAGAUCUUGGAUGGGAUAUUGAAUGUGGCAAGCAGGGCGACGACGACUCGGAGGUUGGCGUCGAGGGUCGGUAGCUCGGGGGGGAUCAACGGUCGGCUGCAUGAGAAGGAGCAUUAA
This is a messenger RNA of Chaetomium fimeti, 1545 nucleotides long. RefSeq lists its product as uncharacterized. Bases 1 to 1545 code for a protein of 514 amino acids. NCBI's taxonomy places the organism in Eukaryota, Fungi, Ascomycota, Sordariomycetes, Sordariales, Chaetomiaceae. Gene Ontology annotation, molecular function: oxidoreductase activity. The record is from RefSeq and is a predicted model, not a curated record. The transcript is spliced from 3 exons.